Molecule: messenger RNA, 1499 nt
Organism: Trichoderma reesei QM6a
Lineage: Eukaryota; Fungi; Ascomycota; Sordariomycetes; Hypocreales; Hypocreaceae
Product: aldehyde dehydrogenase
Exons: 5
Coding region: 4-1491 (495 amino acids)
Molecular function (GO): aldehyde dehydrogenase (NAD+) activity
Source: RefSeq, a predicted model, not a curated record
GAUAUGGCCGCUCCUUUCAAGGUGUCUCUGCCCAACGGGCUUAACUACGAGCAGCCUACGGGCCUGUUCAUCGACAACAAAUUCAUUCCCGCCAGCGGCGAAAAGUUUACCGUCUACAAUCCCACUAAUAACGAGGAAAUUGCCACUUUCCAAGGCGCAUCAGAGCAAGACGUAGACAAAGCCGUGGCUGCUGCCCGCCGCGCAUUUGAAGGAGAAUGGUCCGAACUUGCAGCGGUUGACCGAGGAGCCUUGAUCUAUAAGCUUGCGGAACUGAUUGGCAGGGACUUGAAGCUGCUGGCAAGUAUCGACUCUCUGGACAAUGGAAAGUCCAUUACCGAUGCCACGGGGGAUCUCACCGAGAGCUACAACGUCUUCCGAUACUACGCCGGUGCUGCGGAUAAGAUCACGGGCAAGACGAUUGAGACAUCACCGAAGAAGCUGGCCUAUGUCUUGCAGGAGCCUCUCGGUGUCUGUGGCCAGAUUAUCCCUUGGAAUUAUCCCUUCAUGAUGCUUGCGUGGAAGGUUGCCCCAGCCCUUGCAUGCGGCAACACCGUCGUCCUCAAGCCUGCAGAGCAAACGCCUCUCUCGGCUUUGUACUUUGGCAAGCUCGUUGUCGAGGCUGGCUUCCCACCGGGAGUGGUCAACAUCAUUCCCGGUCUUGGAUACAUCUCGGGUAAGGCUCUUGCAAGCCACAUGGACGUCGACAAGAUUGCCUUUACCGGCAGCACCGCCACUGGACGAUCCGUCAUGAAGUAUGCCAGCAGCAAUCUGAAGAACAUCACCCUGGAAUGUGGCGGCAAGAGCCCGAGUAUUGUCUUUGAAGAUGCGGAUCUUGACCAGGCCGUCAAGUGGUGCCACAGCGGCAUCAUGGACAAUAUGGGUCAAGUGUGCUGCUCAACGUCUCGAAUCUAUGUGCAAGACACCAUCUACGAAGACUUUCUCGCCAGAUUCACCCAGAAGACCAAGGACAACGCAGCAAAGAUUGGCGACCCCUUCCACGAGGACACUUACCAAGGACCCCAAGUUUCAAAGGAGCAGUUUGACAAGGUCUUGGGCUACAUCGACGAGGGCAAGAAAGCCGGCGCCCGGGUCCUUCACGGCGGCGCGAAGCACGGCGACAAGGGCUUCUUUGUUCAGCCCACAGUCUUUGCCGAUACCACCGAAGACAUGAGCAUCGUCAAGGAGGAGAUUUUUGGCCCCGUCGUCGCAAUUUCCAAGUUCAGCACUGAAGCAGAAGUCAUCGCGAAAGCCAACGACACAUCUUAUGGCCUGGCCGCUGCAGUCUUCACUGAAAAGCUGGCAAAGGCGCACAAGGUUGCCCGCAAGCUACAGGCCGGAAUGGUGUUUGUCAACUCAUCGGGCGACUCGCACUUUGGCAUUCCGUUCGGCGGCUACAAAUCGUCGGGCAUCGGGAGGGAGCUGGGGCAGUAUGCGCUGGACGCGUACACGCAGUCCAAGGCGGUGCAUGUGAACUUGGGGACAGAGUUGUAGUAUCAUUU